Magnolia sinica is the source of this 1893-nucleotide messenger RNA. RefSeq names its product protein neprosin-like. Lineage: Eukaryota; Viridiplantae; Streptophyta; Magnoliopsida; Magnoliales; Magnoliaceae. The record is from RefSeq and is a predicted model, not a curated record. The transcript has 11 exons. Bases 89 to 1795 code for a protein of 568 amino acids.
UGUAAUUAAUAGUAGGAUUUUGAUUGUAGUUUUGUUGGCAAUUUCUAUUGUUUAUGGAAAUGCAAGAAGUCUAUCGAAAGAAGAAUACAUGGAAUUGAAGGCACAGCUCAAGCUUCUUAAUAAGCCUGCUGUCAAGAGCAUUCAGACUCAACAUGGUGAUAUCGACUGUGUGGACAUGUAUAAGCAACCUGCUUUUGAUCAUCCGUUACUGAAGAAUCACACAAUUCAGAUGAGGCCAACUUCCUAUCCAGAGGGGAUGGGAAAUCAAGACCCUUCAAAUGCCAAUCUAGAGAUUGGGCUUAAAGAUGAUGGGUGUCCACUUGGGACUGUACCCAUUCGACGGACUAAAAUACAAGAGUUAAUGAGUGCAAAAUCUCCCUCUCAAUUUGGUAGAAAAAAUCUGAAAAAUAAACGACUCUCCUCCACAGUUGGUCAUCAUCAUGCUAUUGCAAUGUUGUUUAGUCAGGUGUAUGGAACCCAAGCGACUAUGAAUGUGUGGAGCCCACAACUUCAAGAUCAAGGGCAAUUCAGCCUGGCCCAGUUAUGGCUUCUCAAUGGCCAUGAUGAUCAGCUCAAUAGCAUAGAGGCCGGAUGGCAUGUAAUUUCCAUCUACCUAUCCUCGAUGUCCACUCCAAUUAGUUGUAAUAGUAGGAUUUCGAUUUUAGUUUUGUUGGCAAUUUCUCUUGUUUAUGGAAAUGCAAGAAGUCUAUCCAAAGAAGAACACAAGGAAUUGAAGGCACACCUCAAGCUUCUUAAUAAGCCUGCUGUCAAGAGCAUUCAGACUCAAUAUGGUGAUAUCGACUGUGUGGACAUGUAUAAGCAACCCGCUUUCGAUCAUCCUUUACUGAAGAAUCAUACAAUCCAGAUGAGGCCCACUUCCUAUCCAGAGUGGAUGGGAAAUCAAGACCCUUCAAAUGCCAAUCUAGAGAUUGGCCUUAAAGAUGGUGGGUGUCCACUUGGAACCGUACCCAUUCCACGGACUAAAAUACAAGAGUUAAUGAGCGCAAAAUCUCUCUCUCAUUUUGGUAGAAAAAAUCUGGAAAAUAGACAACUAUACUCCACAACUGGUCAUCAUUAUGCUUUUGCAAGUUUGUAUAGUCAGGUGUAUGGAACCCAAGUGACUAUGAAUGUGUGGAGCCCACAACUUCAAGAUCAAAAGCAAUUCAGCCUGGCCCAGUUAUGGCUUCUCAGUGGCCCAAAAGAUGAGCUCAAUAGCAUAGAGGCUGGAUGGCAUGUAUUUCCUGGACUGUAUGGCGACUCGGUUCCACGGCUGUUUGUAUAUUGGACAGCAGAUGGUUACACAAACACGGGCUGCUACAAUCUAAAGUGCCCUGGUUUUGUACAAGUUAGCAGAGAUAUAGUCGUUGGCUCUAUCAUACAACCAUCUUCUACCUACAACGGAGAUCAAAUAGAAACAACCUUCCUAGUAUUCAAGGAUUCAAGUACUGGUAAUUGGUGGCUGAUAUACGGAAACACUCAAGUGGGAUACUGGCCUAAGUCACUCUUCACAAGCUUAGCUGACAGUGCCUCUCUAGUUGAAUGGGGUGGUGAGGUGUAUACUCAAAGCACCCAAAACCCACAGAUGGGUAGUGGCCAUUUUCCUGACGAAGGGUUCAAAAAGGCCUCUUAUAUGAAAAAGCUGAUGUUUGUGGACAACACCAACACUUUAAGAGACAUCCCCAGUAACAGCUCCCUCUAUCAAGAUUUGCCUCAGUGCUACAGGGUGAUUGAUGGUGGUAACUUAGGUGGGGAUUGGGGUAGGAAUAUCUAUUUUGGUGGGCCAGGUGAAUGCUAGAGUUGUGAUGGACGGUUGAUUUUCAAUGUUUUUAUGCACUGUAAGCUUGACUCAUAUAUGGGUUUUCUAAAUAAGUAAUAAAUAAAUGGGGGGAUUUA